AUGGGAUCUGUUGAGCCCAAGCGCCCUGUCCGCGUGGCCGGUGCGUCGGGCGGUUUCUCUGAUCGUGUCCGUGCCAUCGAGUCGCUGGCUCGCUUCGAGGAUGUCGACGUCAUUGUCGGUGACUGGCUCUCGGAAAUGACCAUGACCAUGCACGGCACGGCCAGGGUGCGCAACCAGAACGCCAACGCCGGCAAGGAGCUGACCUGGGAAGAGGAGGUCCGCAACGCCAUGUUUGCAGAGAACUUUUUGGACUGCUUCGAGCCCGCCAUUGAGUACCUGGCCAAGAACAAGGUCCGCCUGGCUGUCAAUGCCGGUGCCUCGGACACGGAAAUCCUGGCCAAGAUUGUCCAGGCCAAGGUCGCUGAGAAGGGUUGCAACCUCAAAGUGGCCUGGAUCGAGGGUGACGACGUCACCGGCUCAGUCAAGAACCUGAUUGAGAAGGGCGAGCAGUUCCGCAGUCUGAUGCACAACAAGUCCCUCGAGGAGUGGGGCCUGGACCCCGUCUGCGCACAGUGCUACCAGGGUGGCCUGGGCAUCGCCCGCGCCCUGACCGAGGGUGCCGACAUUGUCAUCUGCGGUCGUGUCUCGGACGCCUCGCCCAUUAUCGGUGCUGCCGCCUGGUGGCACGGCUGGAAGGCCAACCAGUUCGACGAGCUUGCGGGCUCGCUGAUUAUUGGCCAUCUCCUAGAGUGCGGCUCGUACGUGGUCGGCGCCUACUGCUCGGACUUCAAGUCGAUCAUGAAGGCCGGUAAGCACAUUGACAUGGGCUUUCCGAUCUGCGCCAUCGACCACAAGGGCGAGGGUAUCAUGUACAAGGAGAAGAACCGGGGCGGUGUCAUGACGGUCAACUCGUGCACAUCGCAGCUUCUGUACGAGAUCCAGGGCCCGCAGUACUACAACUGCGACGUUACCGCGUGGCUCGAGGACAUCAAGUUUGAACAGAUUGGUGAAGACCAGGUCAAGGUGUCGGGCGUGAAGGGCUUGCCGCCGCCGCCCACCACCAAGGUUGGCAUUACGGGCUUUGCCGGCUGGCAGGCCGAGUACCACGUGUACCUGUGCGGUCUCGACAUCGAGGAGAAGUGCAGAUUCACAGAGGAGCAGAUCAAGGCGGAGCUGGGCGAGGAGAUGCUCAAGAAGUUUGACGUGCUGAAGUUUAUGCAGAACGGGUCGUCGGUGGUUGAUGCACGCAACCAAGACGUGGCCACGGUCGAUUUCCGCAUCUUUGCGCAGAGUAAGGACCACGAGCUGCUGAGCAUGCGCAACCCCAACGGCUUCUUCCGCCGCAGCAUGACCUGCUUUCUGCAGAGCUGCCCCGGUGCGUCUCUGGGCAACGACAUGCGCCAGGCCGAGGGCAAGCCGUACUACGAGUACCACCCGUCCCUGAUGCCACAGUCGGCGAUGAAGCAGCGGCUUCACCUGCUGUUCGACCACCCAACGCCGGUCAUUGAUCUGCCGCCGCCGCCCGAGUUCCGCACGUACGACCGCCAGCAGCCGACGUACGAGACGAAGAACCCCGUGGCGCUCGACAGCUUCGGCCCUACAGUGCGCAUGCCAUUGGGCCGUAUCGUGCUGGGCCGCUCGGGCGACAAGUGCAGCGACUGCAACGUCGGCUUCUUUGUGCGCCACGACGACGAGUGGGAUUGGCUGCGCAGCCUCAUGACGGUGGCCAAGGUGCGCGAGCUGCUGGGUCCCGAGGAGGAUCACGGCAAGCCGAUUGACCGUUUCGAGCUGCCCAACAUCCGCGCUGUGCACUUCCUUCUGCACGACCACCUGGACCGUGGCUACGACGCGUGCUCGACGUACGACACGCUGGGCAAGAACUGCCUCGAGUAUCUGCGUGCGAAGACGGUCGAUAUCCCGGUCAAGUUUGUCGAGCGCGGUACUGUCUAA
This is a messenger RNA of Sporothrix brasiliensis 5110, 1890 nucleotides long. RefSeq lists its product as uncharacterized. Lineage: Eukaryota; Fungi; Ascomycota; Sordariomycetes; Ophiostomatales; Ophiostomataceae. Bases 1 to 1890 code for a protein of 629 amino acids. The record is from RefSeq and is a predicted model, not a curated record. The transcript has a single exon.